Durusdinium trenchii is the source of this 339-nucleotide messenger RNA. Lineage: Eukaryota; Dinophyceae; Suessiales; Symbiodiniaceae. The record is from the annotation of a GenBank genome assembly.
AUGAGGCAAUUGUGUCAACACGGUGCAAUUGCGGCCUCAUCUCCAGCGGCUCAAAAUCAUGUGGCCGUUCCCGGCCCAGGCAGCUACAGCUUCAGCACCCACACCGAGGAGAUCAUAAAGCCUCUCAACAGCCGAGUCCUUCUGUCCAGACGGCCACGAUUUCUGAAGGAAGGAAAGCUUUUCAAUCCUGGUCUUGAAAACAGCGUGCCGGGACCUGGAUCAUAUGACGCAAACAAGGCAUACAGCAUGGGGAUGUGCAAGCUCAGUAAAGAGAAAGAUCCGCCCAAGUGGACCAUUGGAACAAGAACGAUGAUGGAGUUCGCAAAGACCCGCUGCUAA